AUGAAGUUGAUCCUCAUAGGAUUAGCUCUACUUCAAAUCGCUCCUGAGCUCAAUGCUCAACGAGGUGGUGUUACCACGGUGUUCUACGAAGAAUUGAACUACCGUAGAGGAAAAAAAGCAGGAGAACUUGAAAUCGCGAAUAUGAAUUUCAUAAACUACGAUGAGGAUUUGGAAGAUGUUUUGAUUGAAGAAGUCGAAAAAUACGAUGGAUGUCCGGAUGCCAUGAGUGUUCGUAAAAGAGGUCUCGAGUUCUAUCUCAACUCGGGUCAAAAUAUAGAAAUGCAGAAAGAACUUGUCACGAAACCAGGCCCCACAAGAGUUGCUUCGUUUUCUUCGGAGUGUGAAGGCAAGAAGAUUUUCAAUUUUGUUCUAGACUAUUCAUCUUCACCGGCUAUUCAUGGAACACCAGCAUCCCAAUGUCCUAAAGGAUCCACUCCUGGCGAACGUGAUGGGCCAAUGAGUAAUUUGUGCUUCAUCCCGUUUAAAUCCGUUGAUGAAACAGGACCUAACAUUCACCACUCUCAAGAAUACAAAUAUGCUCGUAAAUCUAUGAACAAUCGGAUGGAUAUCGUGAAAUCUGUUGUUGAUCCCUACGAUGGCCUCCCUCCAUGUCCACCUUCACCUAAGGUUGACUUAAGCUUAAGCGAACUCUUAGAUUGGGUCAAAAACAAAUACCAACGCAAAACUGCGAUUGGACCUGAGGAGUACUAUCGAGAACCUUAUAGAGGAUGUAGACCAAAUGAGCCGAGAAAUCCGUGGAUUGUCAAUUGA
Molecule: messenger RNA, 771 nt
Organism: Caenorhabditis remanei
Lineage: Eukaryota; Metazoa; Nematoda; Chromadorea; Rhabditida; Rhabditidae
Exons: 3
Coding region: 1-771 (256 amino acids)
Source: RefSeq, a predicted model, not a curated record